Messenger RNA from Cuscuta campestris, 2106 nucleotides. The record is from the annotation of a GenBank genome assembly. Lineage: Eukaryota; Viridiplantae; Streptophyta; Magnoliopsida; Solanales; Convolvulaceae.
CACAUUCUUGAAAACAACUCUAUUCACCCCCCCCCUCUAGAGUUGCACAUUUGUCUAACAAUUUGUAUCGGAGCAGGUUGUUCUUUGAAUACGUUAUUUUUUCAGGAACUAAAAGAUCAAAUGGCAUCAAGGAUGUUCAACGCAGGAGUGACCGAGGGACAAUCAACCACGAGGCCACCUUUGUUCGAUGGAACAAACUACUCGUAUUGGAAGGAGAGGAUGAGAAUCUUUAUCCAAUCCAAUGACUACAAGCUGUGGUUGAUUGUGAAGAACGGCUGCGGAGUCCCGAUGAAGAAAGUCGGUGAAGUCAACGUCCCCAAAACCGAAGAGGAGUUCACCGACGAAGAUUGCAAAAAGAUGGAGCUCAACGCAAAGGCAAUAAACAUGAUUUAUUGCGGUGUUAAUGCGGAUGAUUACCGUAAAAUCUCGCGGUGUGAAACCGCAAAACAAAUGUGGGAGAAAUUGGAGGUCACCUAUGAAGGAACCGCGCAGGUUCGGGAGGCCAAAAUCGACCAUCUUACUCACGAGUACGAACUCUUCUCAAUGAAGGAAAACGAGAAGAUUGAAGAAAUGUUUGAGAGGUUCUCUAACAUCAUCAAUCCUCUCAAUCUUCUCGGGAAGACCUACACCGACCGAGAACUCGUGAGAAAGGUGCUGCGAAGCCUAUCCCCCAAAUGGCGUUCAAAGGUGGACGCAAUCGAAGAAGGUCGUGACUUCCAAACAACGACCUAUGAUGCUCUUCGAGGUAAUCUUAUUACCUACGAAACCACCCAAAUCUCAAAGGUGGUUGAAGAGAGGAACAAGAGGUCUAUUGCUCUACCCGCAACAACGUCAACCCACAAAAACAUUGAUGAUGAAGAUGAUGACAGCGACGACACCGACCUCGGACUCUUUGUCCGAAAAUUCAAGAAGAUGAUGCUCAAGAAGGGAGCCAAGAAAAACACUCCACCCAAGUGCUAUGGGUGUGGUGAAAUUGGGCACAUCAAACCAAUGUGUCCGAAGCUCAAAAAUGAGAAAGACAAGAAGGCACCGAAGAAGCAACGUUCUUAUGACGAUGAAGAAGAAAUCGUUAAGGAAAAGGAACCGGAAGAAGAGAAAACACAGGAACAAACAGAGCUUCCUAAGGAGUGGAGAACGUUGAAGAAUCACCCGAUUGACAACGUCAUUGGUGACAUAACGCAGGGAGUCUCUACUCGUGAAAUUACUGAAAACUUGGAUGAAACAUUCCAAGAUAAGAAAAUUUGGCGACUACUCGGGUUAGAUUCUCGUGACCUCAAGUUUAGAAACUCUAGCAACCCGAGUGUCAUCAACCUCACUUUGAUUCAACGUGUUCAACCAUACAUCUUUUCCUAUGUUUUGUUGCCUCGUGAUUCGAACCAUGGCGUUGUUAACAAGGAUGAUAUUCGUUUGUUUCACGUCCUGUUGAACAAUGUCGAAUUUGAUUGGGUUCACUUCUUUGUCGUUGCACUUAGUGAUGGUACUCGCUUUUCCCAUCUCCGUUUUGCCAUCCCGAUCAUGCAUAUCCUUGCUCGUAGCAAAGUGGAUUUUACUCGGGACACUCAGGUGCCGGUUAAGAAGACUUGUUUCAUCACUGAAGCCAAGUUUCUCCAGAUCGUAUACCGUGAGGAGGGCGAUGCUGCACCAAAUCUGGACCUGAUAGUCGCAGAAGAAGAAGAGAGCCAAAGCGAGACUCAAGCUGAGUCAUCUCAAGCCGGAGGAAGUCGAACCACGAAUCGCGUCACUCGUCAAUGCAAGACUCGUCCGAGAGAAGAAGCACCAGAACCUUCUUGGGUGAAGAGAAUCUUUGAUACUCUCACAUGCAUUCGAGACGACGUUCGCCAGCUCAACGAGAGGAUGAUUCGUUUCGAGCAUUCCCGCUCCUACCGUGGCUCGCGUCACAGCUUCAGCGGAGGAGCUCGUCCGGCGAACUCUCUUUGAUUUUUUUUCCCUUCUAUCUUAACUUAUUAUGAUACAUUGCUAUUUGCUAUUGUUGUUAUAACUCUUUUGGUGGAUGAUGAUGUUGCUAAUUAUGCAUUGUUUGUUGGUUUGACAAUUUGGUUUUGUGGCUAUUAGAAGUUUUUUUUAAAAGAAAACUCUUGCAAAAAU